UCCGGUUGUGCGCGCGCGGGUAAUACGACGUUCCGUAUAGUCUGCCCCAACCUGUGUUACCUGUGCUUGGUGUUUGGUGUUUGUGUGCGUAUUUCCACAUAUUUUUGUGUAGUUGUACAUACGAAGUAACGAAAAUCACAAUCCAAAUGGUAUGCAAAUGCGUUGCCAACGUUACGCACGCGUAGAAAUACAAAAUUCAAGUGCUAACUUGUAUUCGUAUAAAAAAGCCGCAAAGUGAUUUAUAUCAGGUUGAAGCGCGCGCCAAGUGAAAGUGCAACAAAUACAAAUACACCAAAACUACAACACAGCUUAAAUAAAACGUAUUAGUUAUUAAAAAAGUAAACAGCCAAAUAAUUAACUACCUGUUCUACACAUUCAAGUUUGUCGGACGCAGCAGCAACAGCAGCAGAAACAGGAGAUCAAAAAGAGGCUUUAAACACCUUUGGCAGAAUGGCGCCCAUGCCACGCAUUCAAUUGGCCAACAACAAUGCGGCCAUAAAAGCCACAACCAACAAUUUUCUGUAUGCCGAAACAAUUUCCGGCGACAGCAGCCCAACACCCAGCAGUCCGCCUUCGAGCACAGCGGGCGUUGCUAAAUCGCAGUGCUCCUCCCUGUCGGAUGGCGAAUCCUUUGAGGGUUAUGGCGAGAACGAGUAUAGUGUUCAGUUGCGAGCCACGAGCAGCAACGUCAACGGCAACAGCAGCAACAACAACAGCAAUAACAGCGUCAACAACACUCACCAUCAUAGCAUGAACAACGGCUCUAUACAUGAGCACAGUGGACACUCAAAUGACGGCAAUAACAAUCUGGAUGAGACGCCUGGCAUUGAACUCGAUCUGGCGCCUCAUGUUGUCUCAUCCUCACCCAAGGAUGACGAGGAGCUCAACAUUAUGCCCCGCGACAAUUGGGCCAGACGCAGUCUGAGACGCACGCCUACAAGCAAUCCUGAUAGUUUGCCCCAGCGUCGUUGGGGCUCCAUGAGAAAUUCCGGCCGCAGGCAAAUAAGUUCCAAUGCCUUAGCCAGCCAACUCUACAGAUCAUCGAGCUUCAACUCUUCCGGCCGUAGCUCUAACUGUGAUACAACUGAGGAUAUGUACAGCGAUAUAAGCUUGGAGAAUCGUCAUGAUUACGAUUAUAGGCUGGAGCUGCUGCAGCGCAAGGUGGACGAUCUGUCAGAUACGCAAAAUAUAGCCGAGGAUCGGACGACGCGCACAAAGACUGAAUAUGCGGUGCUCCAGGCGCGCUAUCACAUGCUCGAGGAGCAGUACAGAGAGUCGGAGCUACGCGCCGAGGAACGUCUGGCCGAGGAGCAAAAGCGUCAUCGCGAAAUUUUGGCCCGUGUGGAACGCGAAGCCUCGCUGCAGAAUGAGAACUGCCAGAUAAAGAUCAAAGCCACCGAGAUCGAGGCGAAUGCACUGCGCGAUGAGGCACAACGUUUGCGUGUCUUGUGCGAUAAACAGGCCAACGAUUUGCAUCGCACCGAGGAGCAGCUGGAGCUGGCACGCGAUCAAAUUGCUGCGUUGCAACAGGAAUACGAUGAGCAAUUGCAAACGGUGCGCCGUCACGAGCAGGAAAAGAAGUCCACCGAGGAGCUAAUGCUCGAGCUGAGUCGCGAGCUGCAGCGCGUCCGCGAGGAGAACGGGGCACGUGCCAUGCCCACAACAUCCCCCGAGAGCAUAAGACUGGAGGAGCUGCAUCAAGAGCUCGAGGAGAUGCGUCAAAAGAAUCGCUCACUCGAGGAGCAGAACGAGGAGCUGCAGGCCACCAUGCUGACGAAUCAGGCUACCAUGCUGACAAAUAGCGUAGAGCAGGGUCGACAUCUGUUGAAUGGCACGCUCAACAAUUUGGCUCAGGAGCUGGAGGAGAUGUCCCAAGCUCAGGAUUCUGUGGAUUCAGCCACAUUAGCAUCCUUAAGUCAGCUGCAACAGGCCUUCCAGGAAAAGGAAGAUGAAAAUGUGCGACUUAAGCACUACAUCGAUACGAUCCUACUCAACAUCGUGGAGAACUAUCCCCAGCUGCUCGAAGUCAAACCAAUAGAGCGCAAAUAGAGCCGCAACUGUAUGAAAUGAAGCAGGAUGUAAGCCGUAUGCUGCUCUGGACCACCUAACCUUUACUCAAAAAGAAAGAAAAAACACUUAUUAACUAAUUUAACAUACGUUUUAAGCAAUCCCCAUAUAUUUAUGUAUACAGUUAAGUCAUAAUUUAUUUUAUAACAAUUUAUGGUAGUUUUUAAACCGAACAACACAAGUGAACAGAACUACAGAUCUAUGUGAAAUUAGUUAAUGCACAUUUUGUUAAUCAUAUAUAUAUAUUUCUUGUGUCUAUCUUUAAAUUAAUCGUUAUUGUGUAUAAAAGGAAAUUCAUGUUUGUAAAAUAGCAAAGAAAAUUGUAAUUGUGAAGCAAAAAGGAAACACGUUUAACCCAGCAAAUUGUUUAUAGUUUUUGUAGUGUUGUUGAGCCCCGAAGAUAUUAACUAUAUAAAUUACUAGAUCGUAAGAUUAUACACCUUUUAACCAAGAAUAUUUAUGAAUAUAUACGAGAAAUGAUAACUACAAUGUAUAUGAUGUGUAUAUGAGUUUGUAGGCCCAGACAACGGAUUCGUGUGCUGAGUACCGUUUAAAUGUUUUAUAUACAAACUAUAAUAUAUUAUUUAAAAUUUGUUAAAUAUAGUUUUAGUAAUGGGCAGCGCUUGGGAUACAUGUUACUAUCAACCUUUAUAAUAUAUUAUAUAUGAGGUUCUACGCUACCCUCUAUUAUAUUUUGUUUCGUCAACUUUCACUGAACUUUGCCAAAUUUCUGAUUGUUUUUAUUAGUGACUAUAAAAUUCUCUCUUAUCUCAUAUCUUUUAUUUCCAAUUUCCAAGCGCCUUUCGCUGCCCAUAUAUACUAAUUCAAAUCAAUGAAUAAACCUAUCAAAAAUUUGCGUUUAUGGUAUGGACAAUCCCCAGGAUAUGUAGUCGGAGUUUUUAGUUAGACUUGAGCUAAGAACGAUGAGAGAGAGCAGAGCAAUUAUUUAAGAAAGCAAAAACAAAAUACAUUUUAAUUGUAAAACUAAAAAUAUAUAUUAUCAAACUACGUACUACCUAUACAUAUGUAUUUGUAAACUUAACAGAUGGACGUAAUGUGCAAAGUUUCGGGUAACGCAAUGCAGUUUGAUUCAUAACUGUGGACGAGCCCUAAUAGAUUAAACUUAAACUCAACGAAAAAUUUAAAACAUAACUCAAAGUGGUCAACUCUUUAAUGUUUGUAUAACAACUAUCUAUGUAUGUAUAUCGAAGCUAAAUUCAACGAUUUGCUAAUCAUAAUAUUUGAUGCCUUAAAUGAUUUUUAAAAAAUAAAUUGUAUAAUAUAGAAGGAUAGUGCGGAGUUCUAAGCUUGUAGAUAACACUAACAAAAAGUCCAUUAUGCUU
Messenger RNA from Drosophila hydei, 3410 nucleotides. RefSeq names its product rab11 family-interacting protein 3 (gene nuf). The record is from RefSeq and is a predicted model, not a curated record. The coding region runs from base 451 to 2049 and encodes 532 amino acids. Gene Ontology annotation, biological process: endocytic recycling; regulation of cytokinesis. NCBI's taxonomy places the organism in Eukaryota, Metazoa, Arthropoda, Insecta, Diptera, Drosophilidae. The transcript is spliced from 12 exons. Gene Ontology annotation, cellular component: cleavage furrow; endocytic vesicle; midbody.